Prunus armeniaca (apricot) is the source of this 312-nucleotide messenger RNA. Lineage: Eukaryota; Viridiplantae; Streptophyta; Magnoliopsida; Rosales; Rosaceae. The record is from the annotation of a GenBank genome assembly.
AUGUCUAGGCUUAUGCAUAACAACUCUGGCUUUGGGUGGGACCCAAUUGUAGAGACGUUCACUACUAAUGAUGAAGUAUGGAAAGAUUACUUGAAGUCCCACCCAAGUCACAGUAAACUUCGGGAAAAACGUGUAGUUGAUUAUGAUGAUUUGAAGAUUGUCGUUGGGGGUGGAACUACUACUUGGAAUGGCUCCAUUGCAUUGGGCGUUGAUGAUACCAAUGUAACAACUUAUGGGGUUGAAGAAAUAGAGAAAAUGAUUUGUUUAUUGGAAAAGAAAAUGAUUUGUUUGUUGGAAAAGAAAAUGAAAUAA